This is a messenger RNA of Cynara cardunculus var. scolymus (artichoke), 1273 nucleotides long. RefSeq lists its product as uncharacterized. The transcript has 6 exons. Lineage: Eukaryota; Viridiplantae; Streptophyta; Magnoliopsida; Asterales; Asteraceae. The record is from RefSeq and is a predicted model, not a curated record. The coding region runs from base 295 to 786 and encodes 163 amino acids.
AUUUAUAAUAUAGUUUUGCAAAGUUUGGAUAAGAAGCAUUUCCAAAAACGCUACGAUACUCCAGACCCCGAUCGUCAAAACGUCUUCCAACAAUCGAAUGCUGCUUCCAUCUCUAUCAGGGAUCAGUAGAUCGACGGGCCGGCACUGUCAAGAACCCUAGUUCGUCGGAAAUCUCCAUACCCUAAGCUUCUUAAGAUGUACAGAGACACAGAUUAAAGGUCAAAUUAUCUUUGUGUGUAUAUACAUAGUGGCCGCGGUGGUUUUCUGGUAUACAAACAAAUAUAAUUAAAAGCAAUGCUGGAAAACCCCGUCGGUUCAUCAUCAUCCACGGCCAACAUCUCCGCCGUCAAACGUUAUGCUCCUCCUAAUCAAAGGAACCGGUCUCUUGGAAGGCGGAAAUCCGGAGGAGAUGGAUUGGAACGGGCAAAUAUAUAUGUGAAUGAUGGAGAUAAAAACCAAGUAGCUGCUUUGAGAAAUGUUCCUAUUCUGGAUCGACCAGAUCCCCAGCGCUUAAUUGCCUUGGAAGGAUGCUGCAACAGUGAAGCUUAUCAACUUCUGAACAACCGUUGGGCCGCUGCCAUGAACUCAUACGAAAAUCCCUCAACUGAUAUAGCUGAGCGACCCGUUAUGUAUUCAGGGAGUGGUGCAUCAUCCGGGGUUCAAAUUGGAUUUCCAUAUCAGAUGAUUCCCGCAACAUCUGGAGUUGGACCUUCAGGUCAUCAGAUUGAUUUCUUGAGCGAACUUAGGCUAGCAAUGCAUAACUCAAACGCGAGUUCCGACAAGUAACAUAAACUUAGUUGGAUCGCUUUUGGCUUCCAGAGUACGUUGAUCAAGCAUGAUCAAGAAUCUGUUGUACGUUUUCUUACCUUCCAUGUGCGCUUAUUGCUUCCUAAAGACGAUAUUUGACGAAAAAAAGUGUCUGAAUUUAGUCCCGUCUUGUGGUUAGAAAUGAUUGUAACAUGCAUUCAUGGCGCAUAAACUUGACGAGGCUAGGUUUUUUGGAAUAGUUGAUUUUUAAGCCAUCUAUUUGGUUUUUUGUUGCAAAACAAACCAUCACCCAUUGCGAGAAUAUGUAGUUUAAAGUCAUUCAUCUUGCAAAAAUGUGGUUCUUUUCGACGUUCACAAUGGUUCGCAAUGAAAAGUAAAUACGAUGGUUUAAAAGUCGGAUAAUUCCUUGUAAAAGAUAAAAGAGUUUCUCGUUUGUAAUCAUCCAUCAAAUAUUUGACAAAGCCUUGUAAUAUUCACAUAUGAAUCAUUCAACUUUAUUCUUGUU